Molecule: messenger RNA, 2241 nt
Organism: Fusarium poae
Lineage: Eukaryota; Fungi; Ascomycota; Sordariomycetes; Hypocreales; Nectriaceae
Exons: 4
Coding region: 1-2241 (746 amino acids)
Source: RefSeq, a predicted model, not a curated record
AUGAAGUUCUUUAGUACACUCACCUUGGGCAUGAUUGUCGUAGCUGUCGACGCAGCUUACCCGAACCCGGGUAAUAGUCCUCCAGAUGCUUGUUAUACUGCUAUUGCGAAGCCCAACAUCAAACAGCGAACCAUUGACUGCAAGUCAUUUCUGCUUACGACAGUGACUCCCAAGAAGUCUACCAUUUACAAAACGUCGACAAUUACCAGAAAGACUCCGACCGUUACCAAGUCAAUCACGGUUACGAGCACCUCGCCCGCCACCGCCACCAGUGUCAACUCUGUCAUACAGACCGUGACGGAUAACAUCGUCGUCACGCGAACUGUGGAGCAAACCAAGACCGUGACAGAGCAGACCACGACGACGAUCACAACUGAGGCCGCUGAUCCUGCCCCGACCAUCAAGCGCAAACGCUCGGUACCUCGCAUCCCUGAAUACCUUGACAACCUAUGCACCAACUCUGCUCAAUACUCGUCAGCUUGCUCACGUAUUGGUGUCACUGCCAAGACGGUUACCGCGCCUCGCGUUACCAUCGUAUCCAAUAUCGUUCGCGUCAAGAUCCCACGCGCCACCACCGUUCGCACAACGGUUAACACCGCCUGGGUCACCCAGACAGUAAAGACCACAACUGUCUACAAGACCUACAGUACUGAAGAAGUCACCAAGACGCUCGAUUUCAUCAUCGACGAGGUUACUGUUGCUACAAAGACUGUCACAGAGACCACUACAAAGACCGAAACAGCCUCGCCACUGGAGACAGUAAAAUUAGUUGCCGUUGGUAGCACAGAUCCUGCCCUAGCAGGCGGAUUAGGCCUAUCAUCCUUGGAGUCCAACCAAGGCAGCAGUACUAGCUUUUACAUGAAGUUCACCUCCGAUGCGGCCUCUCAGAUUUAUACCAUACAUAAAGUAACUGGCGAAGUCAAAGCGCUCAAUGGGCCAGGCAGCGCUGUCGGCCUGGCUGCUUCGUUUACUUACUUUCCCGGAAGUGGUAACCCCUAUGGUGCUGUGAUGAUACAAGUCUCGCCAACACCGACCCUGUUCAAUCACGGAAAAUGCCAAAGAACAGGCCAUCGCAACAAAAAACGAAACAAGGCAAAAUACGCAGCGUUGGCUCAAUCGCGGAGAGAAAUGGAAUUGCAAAAGCACGAGUCUGCUAAAGCAGUAGCAGACAAUGACGAACUCGAUUUUGGAGCCAAGAUUGAUCAUUUGGCCAAGAUUAGAGGAUGGUUCUCUGGCAGCACGGCGAUCCUUGACAAAUACCUAAAUGGAACGCUGGAUAUUGCAGAGACAGUAGACAUCAUCGCGAGACCAAUAGAUGAAGCCUACUCGACUGCUGAUUUCGGUCGACAAUAUUUCGAGCAGGAGGCAUGCGCUCGGACACAACGAGGUUUUCACAGUCCCGAGAAAGCGCUUGAACUUUGGGGACCUGAAGAGGAUUACACAGAACCUCAAGAAGACUUUGACCCAGAAAAAUCAACAGAAGCCCAGUUGUGGCAACUAUGGUUUUCGAUCCUUCAUGCAUCGAAACGGAUUCCCUUUUCUGAUGAAGCGCAACAGAUGAAACUGGUUCAUCUGGUCAAAGCCUUCAAAGCGCGUCCCAAUCCACCACCUCCUGAACCAAUGACAAUUCCGCUGAAAAGAAGUUGGAUCUGGGAGUCUGAUAAAUUGUGGACUGAUUUAUUAGUUCUGGGUAUCUCAGUGUCAGAGACUUUCAACGAUGUUUGUGGUUGUGGAGCUGGUUGGUUGUGGCCAGAACAACGAGCAUGCGAAAACCUUUUCGCUCUCCUGGCUCGACUCACAUCCAAUGGAAUCGAUCUCUCCAGAAUUGGAGUCUCGUGUGUCGCUGCUCUGGAGCAAACUCCCUCUCCUGGUUACAGGCCAUUCCCCGCGCCGCCUAUCAGUGAGGUGCUGAGUUACGACGUGACUUGUGCGGCUCUUUGGACUAUCGUCGCCGGCAAAGAAGUUUUUGGGGGAUAUCCAGACACCCGUGACGAGAGGGACAUACAAGUAGUGGACAGAAUUAUCACCUUGAGGGAUAAUGAUUUGCCUUGGAAUAGGUCUUUGAAGAAAUACAAGGGUCGAGCGCGUUGGGAAACUGCACGGAAGGAAUUUGCCCGACGAAGAUUUGAAGAUGAAUCAAGGAACGAGGAUUUAUCAGUUGAAGCUCGUGAGUUGGCCGCCAAAGCUGCGCAGUCUAUGGUGCCAUUGAUUUGGCUACAUGGGGAGAAGGCUGAGCAAUAG